AGAACAAAUGGUCGAAUAACUUAAUACCUAUAUUAAUCAAUCAUAAUAUAUCUAUUCUAAAGAAGUAUAUAAUCAUUCUAAUCAAGAUCUAUUUCUACCUUAGCCAUAUCUUAAAAUUCGAGUAGCAAUAUAAAUAUCAUUCACGCAAUGCAUAGAUGAUUGCCAAUGAUGGAUCUAAAUUGUUUCCUCAAGUUUUUAUUGGUAAUGAUAAUACUCCUCCUAGGGUUUCUUGCUUGGCUAGAAAACAAAGUAGCAAACUCAAAUGAAGUAAUGGAAGAGGUGAUGCAAGUGAGUGAUGAAAUAAACCUAUUAUUUGAAGAGGAUUCUGAGGAGAAUAAAUUAAGUGAGUUUUGUGUUUGUUCCUUUUGUGGCAAAUUAAGAAACAUAAUCACAAGAUGCUCACGAUGUAAAAAUGCUAUAUAUUGUUCAAAGGCAUGCCAUGUCAUGCAUUGGAGAUUUUUCCAUAAAGACGAAUGUGUUGAGAUAAUUUCUCCAGAAGAUCACGAGGAAUCAUCUUUUCAUGGAGCACAAUGCUUUCUUUUGGAGCCUGAUAACGAAAGCUCAUUCAAUGAAGAUGAUGAGGGAGAUGUUUACUCUAUUGAAGGAGGAGAAAAUAGGGAUGAGUCGAUUAAAGAAACAGUAAGAAAGUUUCAAGAUGAUGGAUGUGCAGUUUGUGGAAAUUCAUGCUCCAAAAAAUGCUCAAGAUGUAAAGCUAUAAAAUAUUGCUCACAAACAUGCCAACAUUUUGAUUGGAAAUCAGGACAUAAAUUCCAAUGUUGUGUUAAGAAAACAUCAACUCAAGACUGGCCUGCCAAUAGAAAUGUUAUAAUGCCUCCAAAUUUAGAUGAAGUGAAAGAUGAAGAUUAUUCAUAUGAUCCUCUUUGCUUGGAAUUUUAUUCAGAAGAAAACACAAACACCAAAGCUCUGAUUUUAAGUUCUCAGGAAGCUAGCAACAAAGUCCAGGAAGUUGAAGAACAAUUGAGAAACCUAAAACAAGAAUUAGAAAUUAUCAGAAGUGAAAAUAUAUCACUGCAAUCAAAGAAUAACUAUUGGAAAGUUAGAGCAAAAUAUUCUGCUGAUAGACUUUACAAUUUCAAAAAAGAAAAUGAACAUCAGUUGUUUCUUUUGAAGAAUGAAAAUGAAUUAAUAUCCAAUGCUGAGAAACAAGCUCGUCAAAUGGUUACUAAUUUAUCUCAAAGAAUACACAGUUUGCAGAUUUCAGUUGAAACAGAAGUGGCAGAGAGGAAAAAACAAGAACAAAUUAUACAUAUGCUACAGAAUGAGUGUAAUAAGGCUAAAAGAGAGUUUCAAGAGCAAAACAAUUAUGUUGAAAGGCUUAGGCAGAAGCUUGAUAAUGUCACUAAAUUUCCUAUGAAAAUAGCUCAAGAGUCAGGGGAAAAAAUAGCCAUUACUUCCAGUGUAAUGUCAACUGGUGAAUCCAAAGUUCCUGCUGUUGAGGUAUCCAAGACAAUAAGUUUAAGCAGAAAUCCAAGCUUGACUAGUCAGUGUUGUACAAUUUGCUUAGGCAAUGAGAAGGACAUGGCCUUCGGUUGUGGACACAUGACUUGCAGAGAGUGUGGAUCAAAAAUUCGCAAGUGUCACAUAUGUAGAAAGAAAAUCACCAAUCGUAUCAGAUUGUUUCCUGGCUGAUUGACAAUGGAGUCGAUAUGUGCAUCUUAUGCCACUGACGAGCCUUAAUGUGAUCAAAUCUUGACAAUUAGAUAUUACAAUAAUUUGUCAAGAUAAAAAGUUACACAUACUAUAUUAUCACCAUAUAUAUCUAUGUUUUUAUGUAUUUAUGUAGGUAUGUGUAAAUAUGAAUGUAAAAUGUUUUUGGUACAAUCCUCUUUGUUUGUUGAGGAAAAUAGAAAUGCAACUAAAUGAAACAUCAAGAAAGGUUCUUAACCAAGAACAGUAACGAAAUCAGAAAGUUGUGUUUUCUGACAUUAAAUUAGAAUAUUCAUAUGACCUGUAAGCUAUUUUUUAUAAGAACUACCUCAUAUAACAUUAGAUUAUGA
Lathyrus oleraceus (garden pea) is the source of this 2018-nucleotide messenger RNA. RefSeq lists its product as uncharacterized. The transcript is spliced from 14 exons. NCBI's taxonomy places the organism in Eukaryota, Viridiplantae, Streptophyta, Magnoliopsida, Fabales, Fabaceae. Bases 166 to 1650 code for a protein of 494 amino acids. The record is from RefSeq and is a predicted model, not a curated record.